Messenger RNA from Nematostella vectensis (starlet sea anemone), 3567 nucleotides. RefSeq names its product MORC family CW-type zinc finger protein 4. The record is from RefSeq and is a predicted model, not a curated record. Gene Ontology annotation, cellular component: nucleus. Lineage: Eukaryota; Metazoa; Cnidaria; Anthozoa; Actiniaria; Edwardsiidae. Gene Ontology annotation, molecular function: zinc ion binding; ATP hydrolysis activity. The transcript is spliced from 22 exons. Bases 94 to 3282 code for a protein of 1062 amino acids.
AACACUCUGAUCGCGCAUUCACUCCGCAAGAAAACCGCGCUCUGUAGAGACCGCGUGACUUUCUCUAGGGGAUACGGGCAUACCAAAUUUAAAAUGUCCCACAUAAACUUAAUUCCCGGUGACCAAGGAGUGAGACAUAGCACGAUGAACCCAAAAUAUCUGCAUACGAAUUCAACAAGUCAUACAUGGCCGUUUAGCGCUAUAGCUGAACUGAUCGAUAAUGCUUAUGAUCCGGACGUAAAUGCGAGUCAAUUGUGGAUAGAUGUUUGCCAAUACGAGCACGAAUUCUGUUUGACAUUCACCGACAAUGGCAAUGGAAUGGAUUCGUUGAAACUGCACAAAAUGUUAAGUUUUGGAUAUUGUGAGAAGGUUGCUGUUAAUGACCAUUUACCGGUCGGACACUACGGGAACGGCUUCAAGUCCGGCUCCAUGCGACUCGGGAAAGACGCACUCGUCUUCACUCGUGACGGAAACACAAAAAGUGUUGGCUUUCUUUCCCAAACAUACCUGGAUAAAAUACAUGCCACAACCAUCUUGGUACCAAUUGUCACUUGGGAUGCUAAUGGAAAAAUGCAUGAACGUGCGGAUGGUGACAAAGCUUUGAAAGAUAUCUUCACAUAUUCCUUAUUCAAGGAUGAAAAAGCUUUGUUUGCCGAGUUUGAUGAAAUUCCUUCUUCUUCUACUGGAACCCGUAUCAUAAUUUACAAUAUUCGGAAAAAUAUGGAUGGAAAACCAGAGUUUGAUUUCAAGACAGAUUUUACAGACAUACGUAUUCCAGAUGAUGUUGAUGCUGAACUGACCAAGUAUAAGCGUCAAGAACGUCAAAACCAUAUUCCUGAGUCUGACUUCUCACUUAGGGCAUACUGUUCUAUCUUGUAUCUUCGACCAAGAAUGCAGAUCAUCCUGAGGAAAAAGAAAGUCAGGACCACAGUCAUUGCAAAGAGUCUCAGUAAGACUGAAGUGGAUCUGUACCGACCACAGCAUGUUACCAAGCCAAUCAAAAUCACCUUUGGCUUCAGUCAGAACAGAAACCACUAUGGAAUUAUGAUGUACCACCACAACCGGCUAAUUAAGCCCUAUGUCCGUGUGGGUUACCAACUGAGGGCCAAUAACCAAGGUGUAGGCGUUAUUGGUGUUAUUCAGUGUGACUGGCUGCAGCCAACACACAACAAGCAAGACUUUGACUAUACACCAGCUUACAGGUCAGCCAUGAGUGCUCUAGGAAACAAGUUGAAUGAUUACUGGAAUGAGAAGAAAGGGCGACAAACAAAUUCAACUAACAUAGUAUUGCCUGAGCCAAAGGAAGUUGAAGCCUCCCCUGACCAACUGUGGGUUCAGUGCGACAACCCCAAGUGCCUCAAGUGGCGCAAGCUGCCUAAUCACAUAAGUGCAGACAGUCUACCUGAUAAAUGGUACUGCAGGAACCACCCUCUACCAGAAUGGAAUUCGUGCGACAUCCCUGAAGUGCUUGAAGACGAACAGGAAGAGAUUGUGAAGCCGUAUGUCAAGAAACAGAAGAAGAGGCUUGAAAAAGAGGGGGAGGAAAGAAAAAGAAAAGAGAGGGAAGCCAAGGCAGAAAAAGAAAGAGAGCUUGAGAUGGAGAGACAAAGAAUUAAAAAGAAAGAACAAGACUUAAACAGACUAAUAAAAAUAGUUGAAGAGAAAAGCAAUCAACAGAAAAAGCAACUUUCACAGGUCAAAACUGAAGUUCAGAGCCCACAAAAGCUACAAUUGAAGCUUGCUCCAGCCCCAAUCUCAAUAACCUCUUCCAACACACCUGCAAAAAAGUACAUUGUCCAGCAAGCCAGCAACAAGGAGAUCAUCGUCACUCCAGUCUCGACCAACACUUCCCCCGCAAACACGCCCAUGAAAAUAGCCCCUGCGGUUACAAAUCUUGUAACAUUGUCGACAGCUCUUAGAGUAUUACCCAGCACAUCUGCUACAACUGGGUCUCCUAGCUUUGUCACAAGACAAGGUGUUCCAGUGCGGAUUGUUACCAGUAGUGGGAGCCAGGUGGCAACCAGUUCUGGAGUUGUGAGAGCUGUUACCCCAUCAGGAAAGGUCAUCAAUAUUGUCCAAAGUGGUGUCACACCAGUGUCACACUCUUUGGCUGCAAAACAGGGAAUGCAAGUUGCCCAGAUUGUUCAAUCAGGUCCCAAAACUGCAAUUGCACCACAGUCCCAUGUUGUGACCAAAGUCCAGCUGCUGCCUGGCCAGGUCUCCAAUCUACAAUCAGCAGCUAUGAUGCCCAAGAUAGUUGCGGUGUCUGGCAGCCAGCCGCAGACCACGACAACAAAAGUCAUGCUUACCUCUCCACAACCUAAUACACAGGUGCCUGCAGGAAGUAUGAUAAAUGGGGCUGUUGGAAGGACAUUGCAGAUGACAGGGUCCACCCCCCCAGUCACGCCCACCACACUCAUGUCAGGGACACCAGUCUCGUACAAGCCGCUGGAGUCUCUCCGAGAGGUCAACAAACAUGUUACAGAAAACUCAACUUCUCCUGUAUCUGCUGUUGUUGAACCCCCAAGUCAGCCUCUGAAACGUGAAGCAGUGACAGUGAACGACAGAUAUUGUUACAUAGCUCCAUCAGGUGCAUCACCACCUGAUGGUGCAGCGACCCUACCCGCUACCCCAUCCACCCCGUUAUCGCCCAAUACAGCCACGCCUUUAACCUCUCCCGGACCUCAAACUACGCCAUCACAGUUUGUCAAGAUCUCACCAAAGUCAGUUGCAGCGACUUCUGCAACUGGGGCACAGACUCAUGUUACUCAGGCGACGACCAAGCCCAUAGGAGUCCAUGAUGUCGUCCAGUCCCUGGCGAACGCUCAGGUCAUUGCUUCCUCGCCUAACGUCACCGUCUUGGUGAAAGACGAGCCUGCAGACGCGACCAGGGAUGGAGUAAAGCGACCGCUGACCGACACUUCAACGCCGACCCAACCGCCUGAGAAAAAAGUCAGGCCAAACCAAGACAACGACGUCAUUGUGAUCGAUCCACCCUCGCCUCCCAAGCCCAGAACCAUCCCAAGCGAGCUGGCGAACGGGCUAGAUAAGGCCAUAGUGAAAGAAAUAAGCGACAUGAACGAUGAAGAUCUGUUGAAAGCGGUUUGCACGCGGAGUAAAGCGCUGUUCAGACUUCGAAGGAAUGCGUAUACACUUUUGCAAUAUUUAUGCAAUGAUUUGGACAGCUUUAGCAAGGAAAUGAUUGAACAUACCACGACCAUUGAUGAACUGAUCGAGAAAAUUCUCGAACAGCAGCAGAACGAGGAAAAUGGGGAAUCUUGACGAUGACAUUUUGCGGAAAAUUUUGUGGAAAACAAAGAGAAAAUGAGAUACACUAACUUCAAUACGUAUAUUUUGUGCGAGAGAAGAGACGACUAGAGUAAAAAAUAUAAAGAAGGAAUAAGAAUUGGGUGUACCUUAUUUGAUUCUGAAAAACAGCAAAAUUCGUUGAUGUUGGUUGGGACGAGUUCUCCAACAAAAACUGUCUCCUGUGACGUCACUUUUAACAUCACACAACAGGAAACCCGGUCAGAACGUCUCGGAUGCCAGUAAAGUCUUUUUUUAAUA